GUGAUGUCGUCACGUCAGACUCGGACGCCAAGUAAUGUGACGCAGCAAAAUCUGGUGUCGGCUCAGUAACGGCCUCAUUCCUCGAGUAAACUCGACAUUAACAGUCAUGGCGCAGAACAUGAUGCUGUACUGGUGCUCCGGCUCUCCGCCGUGCUGGAGGCUCAUGAUCGCGCUGGAGGAGAAGAAACUGCAGGGAUACAAACACAAACAUCUGUCGUUUGACAAGAAGGAGCACCAGUGUGCAGAAGUGAAGGCGCUCAAUCCCAGAGUUCAGGUUCCAACUUUCAAGCACGGAGACCUCAUCGUGAACGAGUCUUUCGCCGCGUGUCUGUAUCUGGAGAGUGCGUUCAAGACUCAGGGAGCCCGUCUGAUCCCGGAGGAUCCAGCGGAGCAGGCGCUCGUCUACCAGCGCAUGUUCGAGACCGAAAACCUGCAGAAGAAGAUGUAUGACGUGGCCUUCUACGAGUGGUACGUCCCGGAGGGAGAGCGGCACGAGUCGGCCCUGAAGAGGAACAGAGAGAGUCUAGUCUCCGAGCUGAAGCUGUGGGACGGGUACUUGGAGAAGAUGGGGAAAGGGUCGUUCCUCGCCGGCAAGAGCUUCACCAUGGCGGACGUCGUUUGUUUCCCAGUUAUCGCAUAUUUCCCACGACUUCACUGUCCUAAAGAGAAAUGUCCCAGACUGAUGGAGUAUUAUGAAAUGGUGAAGGAUCGUCCCAGUAUUAAGGCCAGCUGGCCUCUGGAAUGGCUGGAGAAACCCGAGGGUGAGGACACACUGAAGAACCUGUGAGGAACAUCGAGACGUCCUCAGCACCGCUGGAUCCUCACAGAAUCACAUUAAUAUUGCAUAAAGUUCAGCUUUGAUGUA
This is a messenger RNA of Rhinichthys klamathensis goyatoka, 865 nucleotides long. Its product is annotated as glutathione S-transferase A-like. The transcript is spliced from 6 exons. The coding region runs from base 107 to 787 and encodes 226 amino acids. Lineage: Eukaryota; Metazoa; Chordata; Actinopteri; Cypriniformes; Leuciscidae. The record is from RefSeq and is a predicted model, not a curated record.